AUGUCUGCAUUUGUCAGGGUGCUUCCAAGAAUAUCCAGGAGCUCGGUGCUCACCAGAUCAUUGAGAUUACAAUUGAGAUGCUAUGCAUCGUAUCCAGCGCACACUAUCAUUGGUAUGCCCGCGCUGUCUCCCACAAUGACCCAGGGGAAUCUGGCCGUUUGGAGCAAGAAGGAAGGUGACCAAUUGGCCCCCGGUGAGGUGAUUGCUGAGAUUGAAACCGACAAGGCUCAGAUGGACUUCGAGUUCCAAGAAGAUGGCUACUUGGCCAAGAUCUUGGUCCCGGAGGGUACCAAGGACAUUCCCGUCAACAAGCCCAUUGCCGUCUACGUGGAAGACAAGGACGACGUAGCAGCUUUCAAAGAUUUCAAGUUGGAGGACUCAGGCUCGGAUGCGAAGACCAGCACGAAGGCCCAGCCUGCUGAGUCACAGGGGGCAAAGAAACAGGAUGCGCCAUCAGAAAAGGCCAAGUCUCCUGCUCCAGAGGCAAAAGAACGCACUACCGCCGCUCCUCAAGGUAGAGUCUUUGCCUCUCCACUGGCUAAGACGAUCGCUUUGGAAAAGGGUAUUGCCUUGAAAGAUGUUCAGGGCACAGGCCCCCGUGGUAGAAUCACGAAGGCUGAUAUUGAGUCAUACCUGGAAACAUCUUCCAAGCAAUCUUCCGUUGGUGGAGCUUCUGUUACUGCUUCGGCUGCUUCUGCCGCUCCACAGGUUGCGGCCGCUGCUGCUCCAUCAGGCACUUCCACAGCAUCAUACGAGGAUGUCCCAAUCUCRACCAUGAGAAGCAUCAUUGGAGAACGGUUAUUGCAAUCCACCCAAGGUAUCCCAUCAUACAUCGUCUCGUCCAAGAUAUCCGUCUCUAAACUUUUGAAAUUGAGACAAUCCUUGAAUGCCACGGCAAACGACAAGUACAAACUAUCCAUCAACGACUUGCUAAUCAAGGCCAUCACCGUCGCGGCCAAGAGAGUGCCAGACGCUAAUGCUUACUGGUUACCUAACGAAAACGUCAUCCGUAAAUUUAAGAACGUCGAUGUCUCUGUCGCAGUGGCCACCCCAACAGGUUUGUUGACCCCGAUUGUUAAGAAUUGUGAGGCUAAGGGCUUGUCGCAAAUCUCUAACGAAAUUAAAGAACUAGUUAAGCGUGCUAGAAUAAACAAGCUGGCCCCAGAGGAAUUCCAAGGCGGCACCAUCUGUAUCUCCAACAUGGGUAUGAACAAUGCUGUUAACAUGUUCACCUCGAUCAUCAACCCACCACAAUCUACGAUCCUGGCAAUCGCUACGGUCGAAAGAGUCGCCGUGGAAGACGCCACCGCAGAAAACGGGUUCUCCUUUGACAACCAAGUUACUAUAACAGGGACCUUUGACCAUAGAACCAUUGACGGCGCUAGAGGUGCUGAGUUCAUGAAAGAAUUGAAAACUGUCGUUGAGAAUCCUUUGGAAAUGCUAUUAUGA
This is a messenger RNA of Saccharomyces eubayanus, 1449 nucleotides long. RefSeq names its product dihydrolipoyllysine-residue acetyltransferase (gene LAT1). The record is from RefSeq and is a predicted model, not a curated record. Gene Ontology annotation, biological process: pyruvate decarboxylation to acetyl-CoA. Gene Ontology annotation, molecular function: dihydrolipoyllysine-residue acetyltransferase activity. The transcript has a single exon. NCBI's taxonomy places the organism in Eukaryota, Fungi, Ascomycota, Saccharomycetes, Saccharomycetales, Saccharomycetaceae. Bases 1 to 1449 code for a protein of 482 amino acids. Gene Ontology annotation, cellular component: pyruvate dehydrogenase complex.